Penicillium bovifimosum is the source of this 810-nucleotide messenger RNA. RefSeq lists its product as uncharacterized. Bases 1 to 810 code for a protein of 269 amino acids. The transcript has a single exon. Lineage: Eukaryota; Fungi; Ascomycota; Eurotiomycetes; Eurotiales; Aspergillaceae. The record is from RefSeq and is a predicted model, not a curated record.
AUGGCUAAAAACCCAUACUUCAACACUGUGGUAAAUCCAUCAACCUUCAAGAAGCGUUUCCUUGCCGAGAAGAGGAAGUUAUUCUCCGAACUCCCUGAUGGCAGGGCCAGUGAUUGGCGACGUGAUCACUUGUUUGCUUGUCGUGUUAUUCGGACUAAUACCAUGCCCUACGUUCUCCCGAUCCUGUCGGAGCAUUUGCCAUCAUCCUUGGACCUUCAAUCAUACCCUGAGAUCGGGAAGUUUCUAUGUGGCCCAGAUGGAUACCUGGACCAGAGCGAGCACCGUCUUGUGCGAGAUCCCACAUGUGGGGUCUCUCUUGGCCAAGUUUGGGCGGCAUUGGCAAUAUUCAAAGGUAGCGUAGAGCGCCGUCAAACCUUCUUAUCUCAACACCCUCCAAGAGGAAACGGCGAUGAAUCCAAGGCAUCUUCGAAGCGGCCCCGAGCGGGCACCAAGCGCAUCCUGCCACCAGAGUCUACCGACUCCAGCAAGAUACAAGCUGAAUCAUCUGGCGGUUCAGCAUCCAGUUCGCAUGCGGCUUCUUCCCCUGAGUACAUGGAUCCAAAAUCGAGCAGCCUCCAAGUGUCCCUAGAAGAUAACACCGUGCGGCUUGCGUCUUCUGUGAUACGACAUAUCCUAUACUUUGCACCGCCGCAAGAUGACGCUAAUCUGCGCGGUGUCGUCGAAUUCAGGGAUGAGAAAGCAAGAAAUUCCGUCGCCACCCCGAAGUUGAGUCGGAGAUUCGUAGCCAUCGACGAUGGGGGGCUUAGCACGGCACCCGUCUCAUCAUCACGGCCCCACGGGUCUGUAUGA